AUGUUAGUUGAUUUCGUGGAUACAGAGCAACUCGUUCGUCUCAAGACUAGAAUUCUCGAGCGUGAAAUCACCAAUAAUCUCCUCGAUUCACUGGAUCAUCUCUGCAACGAAUUCUGCGAGGCAGGUGGAGAGUGCAUGGUAGCAUACAAUAAGUCAUUGAGAGACUGUCUCGUCAUUCCUUCCAUCGUGCGCAGAAAUUGUUCCAUCAGAGAUAUACUCGAGAGCGAAGGAGUGAACUUCUGGAAUUGUGCCAGUCCAUCUCACGCUUCUGAUCACUGUGCAGAAACCUUAUCCGGCAACCACAUUGUGAAGAUCAAAAAAAAUGCAUUGAAUUUCUGGGAGGGAAUGUGUAUCGAAUGCGUAUUGCGUACAUCCGGCGGACACAUCAAGCAAGAACAAUUUUGGGAAGACGGUCGACGCAAACGUUACGGAACCUCAUGUCCCAUUCCCCACAACUACCAGACGUGGAAUUACAGCUACAUGGGUCCAUUCGAACUGAUGUCAAAACAUAUAGCUGAGCAGAAAGAACGCGAGAAGAAUAAAGAGCGUACGAAGCAUGGAAUGAAGUUUUCCGCCAAAUCAGGAUUUUCUUAUGCUUCAGAUUCACCCAAGCAAUCUCGCAGACGUUCCUCUGUUAGUUUUUCUACUCCAGAUGAACAUGUCAUCCAACAACAACAGAAGAUUGCAGAAUGGACUGCCAAGAACGAAGCUACGAAGGUGAAGGAAGCUGAAGCAUCAACCAAUCUUGACAGACCUAGAACUCAAGAUACUACACGCUCUUUCAAUACCAGCUCUCCCAAACCCCCAUCUAAAAGCGCUACCCCUACCAAAUUCGCCACUUUGGAUGAAACUGCCCGUCUUCAACAAAAGAAAAUCGCCGAAUGGACAGCAAGAAAUCUGGCCAACCAAGCUAGAAUCAAGGAGGCUGAAGCAGCGGCAAAAGCUGAAGCUGAAGCCGAAGCUGCCGCUGGCUACACAGAUGCCUACUUUGCGGCCAGAUUUCCAGAAUUAGCGAGCCUAGAAUUCUACAACCACGAUGACGACGACAACUUUAUUCCCGUCAAUACACCUCCUCCACCCGCUGCUAAGAAAGAACCCCUUUCUCAGAGCCAAGAAACCAUCCACAAAGACGAUACCAUCAACACCACUCCAGUCCCCGCACAAUCUCCAACCACCACCCCCAAAGAAUCAAACCAGUCUUUCGAAUUCCCCCAAGAAAUGCACGCCUUCAACUCCAUUCCCGUCAACAAAGCUGCUCCCAAGAACGAUUGGAUUGUACAGCGUUUGGCAUUCUACAACAGCAACCGAGAAGGUGCACUGACUCAUCAACGCAUUGUAAAUGGAGAGAUGGCCAUGGAUCUCGAUGGUUCGGAUGAGGAAUUGUGA
This is a messenger RNA of Botrytis sinoallii, 1386 nucleotides long. RefSeq lists its product as uncharacterized. The record is from RefSeq and is a predicted model, not a curated record. The coding region runs from base 1 to 1386 and encodes 461 amino acids. Lineage: Eukaryota; Fungi; Ascomycota; Leotiomycetes; Helotiales; Sclerotiniaceae. The transcript has a single exon.